Musca domestica (house fly) is the source of this 5082-nucleotide messenger RNA. RefSeq lists its product as uncharacterized. Gene Ontology annotation, molecular function: DNA helicase activity. Gene Ontology annotation, biological process: DNA repair; telomere maintenance. Lineage: Eukaryota; Metazoa; Arthropoda; Insecta; Diptera; Muscidae. The record is from RefSeq and is a predicted model, not a curated record. The transcript has 3 exons. Bases 1525 to 5082 code for a protein of 1185 amino acids.
GUCUUAAGAAUCUCAAAUUGGGAAAAUUUGUGUUUCUGUACAAAAAAAAAAUUGUACUCGUCUGACUUCGAACGAUUGCUUGAGAGUCAUACCAGUAAUUAUACCCUACACCACAUAGUGGUAAGGGUAUUAUGUCUUUGUGCAUUUGUUUGUAACAUCGAGAAGGAAACGAGAUAGACCCAUAGUUCCUUUUGGUGAUCAGCAUAGAAUCACAUUUGGAGUCGAUUUAUGCAUGUCCGUCCGUCCGUCUGUCCGUCCGUCUGUCCGUCCGUCUGUUCGUCUGUCCGUCUGUCCAUGUAUUUUUGUAAACAAAAUGCAGGUCGCAUUUAUGAUUCGAUUGAGAUGAAAUUUUCCAAAUAACAUUUGUUUGGCUCAAGGACGAACCCUAUUGAAAUUGGUGAAAAUCGGCCCAAAUUUAGAUAUAGCUCCCAUAUAUAUCUUCGACCGAUUUCGGGUCAAUUGCGCUCCAAAUGGCCAAUAAUAGCCCAAAUGGCCUGAAUUUUAGCAUUUCCCAUCGAAUUAAGACUACAAGCAUAUACUUCAAAUUUGGUGAAAAUCGUUUCAGAUAUAGCUAUAGCUCCCAUAUAUAUGUUUCAUCCGAUGUAGUGUUUAAGUCCCUCACAUUCAUAAUAUCGAAUGGCUAAUAUCAGUCCCAAUGCUGCGAAAUUCGGCACUUCGGACCGAAUGUAGUAUAGAAAUAAGUACUUAAAAUUUGGUGAAAAUCGGUUCGGAUAUAUCUAUGGCUCCCAUAUAUAUGUUUCAUCCGAUUUGGUGUUUAGGUACCUCACAUUCGUAAUAUGUACUCCACAAGACUGAUAUUUAGCACCAGAUAUCAGAUACAGCCUAGCAAUACAUGAUUCUAAUUUUAUAAAGAUCGGUUCAGAUUUGGAUAUAGCUCCCAUAUAUAUCUUCAGCCGAUUUUAGGUUUCUUGUGCACUUUUUUGCACUUUUGAAAUUUCCGACCGAAUUUAGUAUAGAAAUAACCACAUUAAAUUUGGUGUAAUCGGUGUAAAUUUUACAUGUCUAUGGUAGCGCACAUUUCACAGAUAUUAGUUUAUUGUUAUUGAGUAUUUCAAUCCCCAUACCUAAUCCCUUAUUAAAUAUUUUAUGACACCAUCAAAUAUAUAUUUUUAUGAUCCACAGAAUUUAAAAUUUUGGAUUUAUUUUUUUGCAACUACCUGAAUAAAUAAUCAUUUCUCUCUUAUUUUAAAUAAUACUUACCUGUGAUUAAGGUUGCUACCUGUGUUUUAAACACCUGUGUUUUUGUUUUCUACGCAAACACAUCGAAUAACUAGGUCAUUUUAUUACCUGUCUGGUAAUAAAAGUAUUAACCUCUUAUUGUUUGCUAAAGGGAUUGUGGGUACAUUUUUCAAUGCAAAUAUUACCUGUAGUCAAUAAAAGUAUUAAAAUUGUAUUUUGCUCACACCCCUCAAUAUCUUACUUAAGCUGUGGAUAUGUAAUCACUGAAUUUAGUAUAACUUUAUAAUUCAAGUUGCACACACUGUACAAAAAAAUUAAAUUAAAAUGCCGAGAACUCGCAAGCAGAGUGCUGCCACACGCCGACGCAUUAUUCGGGGUAUUGUUCGAGAAGAGCGUGAAACGUUAAGAACCACGCAGAACAAUACUAUUCGAAGAUCAUAUGGCGGACAAUGGAGGAGGCUACGCAGACAAGACCUACAAUUUAGAAUUGAAGAAAGACAACGCGACGCUGCUGCACAUGCAGACAGACGCCAAAACCCAUCCUAUAGAGCAGAGGAACAGCUAAGAAACAAUAUCGAGCAUUCCCUUAGACGCCAGGAUCCACUCUAUCGUGAGGUGGAACAGGAAAGGGAUACUCAGGCACAUGCAGAAAGACGCCAGGAUCCACUCUAUCGUGAGGAGGAACAGGAAAGGAAUACACGGGAACAUGCAGACAGACGUCAGGAUCCGCUAUACCGGGAAGACGAACAGAUACGGAACACUGUCGAGCAUUCACUUAGACGCCAGAAUCCAUUCUAUCGUGAGGUGGAACAGGAAAGGGAUACUCAGGCACAUGCAGAAAUACGCCAGGAUCCACUCUAUCGUGAGGAGGAACAGGAAAGGAAUACACGGGAACAUGCAGACAGACGUCAGGAUCCGCUAUACCGGGAAGACGAACAGAUACGGAACACUGUCGAGCAUUCACUUAGACGCCAGAAUCCAUUCUAUCGUGAGGUGGAACAGGAAAGGGAUACUCAGGCACAUGCAGAAAGACGCCAGGAUCCACUCUAUCGUGAGGAGGAACAGGAAAGGAAUACACGGGAACAUGCACACAGACGUCAGGAUCCGCUAUACCGGGAAGACGAACAGAUACGGAACACUGUCGAGCAUUCACUUAGACGCCAGAAUCCACUAUAUCGUGACGUGGAACAAGAAAGGGAUACUCAGGCACAUGCAGAAAGACGCCAGGAUCCACUCUAUCGUGAGGAGGAACAGGAAAGGAAUAUACGGGAACAUGCAGAUAGACGUCAGGAUCCGCUAUACCGGGAGAAGGAACAGGAAAGGAAUACUCGGGAACAUGCACACAGACGUCAGGAUCCGCUAUACCGGGAAGACGAACAGAUACGGAACACUGUCGAGCAUUCACUUAGACGCCAGAAUCCACUAUAUCGUGACGUGGAACAAGAAAGGGAUACUCAGGCACAUGCAGAAAGACGCCAGGAUCCAUUCUAUCGUGAGGGGGAACAGGAUAGGAAUACUCGAGAACAUGUCGACAGACGUCAAGACCCUCUUUACCGGGAGGACGAACAGCUACGGAACACUGCCGAACACUGCCUUAGACGCCAAGAUCCUGAAGUCCGUGCCUCCGAGCGUUUAAGAAACACUGUUCAACGACAACAAAGAAGGAUUUUUCAAAGGAUCUCGCAACAUGACUUGAAUAGAUCAACGAUAUCAAGGGUAGAAACCCAUAGACGUAACCCCAGCAACAGGAUUAGAAUCAAUGUGAACCAGGCCGAAAGGAAUAGAACAAGAAGAAACCAGUUAACAGCCGAAGAAAGACAAGAAGAAUCUGCCAGGAUUAUAAGCCGUCGGAAUAACGAGCGUUUCCAGCGAUACAAUGAAACUAUCAAGCAGGGACCAACCAGGAUAUGUAUAUGCUGCGGAGGCUUGUGGUUUCCUCAUCAAGUUGAAUUUCUACAAAAGCAAGGUAUGUCAAAUUCAAAUUUUAUUUCUGAAGUUUUUUGCUUAUCUGAACGGUUUCCCUCAGCUAAUGGUUUCUACACGUUUUGCAAAACCUGUAACAGAGCUAUAAAAAGUGGAAAAAAACCAAAUAUACGAAUUUCAAACGGUUUAGAAUUUCCGGAGAUUCCUGGAGCUCUUAAAGAUUUAACAUCAGUUGAGGAACGUUUGGUUACUGCUCGAUUACCGUUUAUGGUUAUUGUUGCGUUAGGUUUCGAAAGACAAAGUGCCAUUCGCGGCGCAGUAGUAAAUGUUCAAAUAUCGGUUAGCGAAACUGUAACGUCUCUUCCUCGGCAUUUUGACCAAGCCCAGGUGAUUCAACUGCAUCUUAAACGUCGCAUGGAGUAUCAGCAUGAUUACAUGACUGAAACAAUUAGACCAGCGAAAGUAAUUGAGGCAGCCAGAUACCUGAUAAAUAUCGAGUUGUAUAUAAAACAUGGUAUUACGAUUGAUGGAGGAUGGUUCGACGGUUAUAAUUCUUCGGCGGUCGUACCUUUUGUGGCAAAUCAAGAAGACCAAGGAGCAAUUCAAGCAAUAUUCGAUGACCAAAUCUCUAGGGCUCCCUCGGUUGCUGAAAAUCCACAAGGGGAUGAGUUCAUCAUGGAAAACCUUAAUCCAGGUGGUCAGCAAACAUUGCUCGAUACUAUAGGUCUUGAAAAUGUGCCUCAUCAACGCAUUGUUAUGGCACCAGGCGAGGGUCACCGCCCCCUCGAUAUGAUCAUCGAUUCAGAUUCGGAAGAACUGGCAUUUGUUACCAUAUAUUCAAUUAAAGUACUACUUACUGCUCCUACUGGAAAAGCCGCAUUCGGGAUUGGUGGUGCUACGUUGCAUUCAAUGUUUUCGCUGCCCGUAAAUCAGUCCAGUUCGGAGUUAAGACCUUUGGGCCCGGAUGCCUUGAAUGCAAUUUAUACUAAGUUGCUGAAUUUGAGAUUACUCAUUAUUGAUGAAAUAUCAAUGGUAGGGGCAAAAAUGCUUUCAUAUUUAAACGCAAGGCUGAAACAAAUCUUUAAAAACACUGAUUAUUUUGGCGGCGUCUCUGUGAUCGUUUUUGGAGAUUUAAAACAGCUUUCUCCCGUUGGUGAUAGAUGGAUAUUUUCAGCUCCAACUAAUGAUCCUUACAGUGCAAUAUAUGGAACGGAAACGUGGGAUAAAUUCAAAUAUUUUGAAUUAACCGAGAUAAUGCGCCAAAGAGGAGAUCGUGCGUUUGCCAUUGCUUUAAACAAUUUAGCUUCUGGACAAAUGACAAUCCAGGAUAUUUCUCUGUUGCAACAGCGUGUUGUACUUCCAACAGACGUUCCUAAUGAUGCCAUCCAUUUGUUUUGCUCCAAUGAUGAAGUCAAUGUCUACAACACAUUGAAGUUAAACUCUAUUCAAACAGAAGAAGUUGUUUCCGAAGCUUUUGACGUUGUCAAAUCUACGAGUUUAACACAUCAAAAUAAAAAUAGAAUCUUGGAUUCUGUUAAAACAUUUAAGGUAUCCGAAACACGAGGUUUGCAAUACCAUUUAAUAUUAAAAACAACAGCGAAAUAUAUGGUUACUGCAAAUAUAGACACAGGUGAUGGCUUAGUAAAUGGAGCAACUGGUCAACUGAUGGAAAUAAAUUUCAUCGGUACAACUAGGAAACCUUCUACGCUUUGGAUAAAGUUUCCUCAAGAAAAUAUUGGAGUUUUAGCUCGUUCCAAAAAACGGCAUCCCACCGAAGCUUUAUGGACCCCCAUUGAUAUUUGUGUCAAAACAUUUCAAUACAAACGCAAUGAUCAACUCUGCUACCGCUUUGCUGACAUUGCGGCACUGUAUUUGGGUAAUGAGAUUCCACUGACGUUGCUCUGCUACCGCUCUGCUGAUACUGCUACACCAUAUUUCAAGAACAUGUGGGAACGUUAA